GAUAUUUUAAAGAUAUUUCGUAACAAAGCUUGGUUGGUAUCUUCUCCUAUUGCAAUUUGCAACCGCCGUUCCUUCAACAAUGUCGGCUCGGUUGCAAUGUUAAUCGCCGAUCGUUCAUCCUCGUCAAAAAACCCUUCACUAUAAACCCCUCUCGCCUCCUCUUCAGCUUUGAAUUUUAUGGCGCAAAGCGACUUCCUCGACGGCGGAGCUCGGUGGAAAACUAGGAAGAAGAAGAAGAAGAAGAAGAAGAAGAAGAAGCGAGAGACUGUCUCCGAUGAACGAGGGCAACAAAAUAGAAGAACCGGAAAUCCUAUUCUCCAAGAUCCUUUUGAGGUUUUAGGCUCUGAUCUAUUAAUGAUUAUACUGAGCUACCUCGAUGCACGCAGCGUGGCACUUUCUCUCCUUGUCUCUCGAUCUUGGUACGCCGUUGCUUCAAGCGAUCGUCUAUGGAGUUCGAAGUGCCUGGAACUGUGGCUCGGGAAAGCACAUAUCCCUAGAUUGGCGCAAAGCCGAGGUCUUCCAAAGCUAGCUGCUUAUUCAUUAUCCAUUAUGGAUGGCAAACGGACUCGCAUUAUGAGGGAGGAUUUAUGUGAUCAUGCCUGGCAAUUUCACUUCAAUAAGGAAGCUCCAGUAUACUGGCGAGAUCUUGAUCCAUAUUGGCAAGGAAGCCACCCUCUCAUGCGCCGUUAUUUCCAUCCCGAUGGGAGCCAAACUGCAGAUCCUGAUGAUAGAGUAUGGGGUGGUCAUGAAAGCUGCUUUUCUACUGUUACAAGUUUUGUUGGUGAUGGGGAGAUCAGAGAACACUAUGUUAGAAUAAACAGAUGGCCACGAAUGUUUGUGUCAAGGAAUGAAGAUUGGAGCUGGAGGAUGUCUAAUCACUUCACCUCCUACUCGAGCAUAGCCGAUCCUGACAAGGCUGGCGGGACAGGUCCACUUUAACAGCAGCUGGUGAUCAAAUUGCUUGUUUGCUCUUUCUUCUAGAGGCUGCUGUUUUGCUCUUUGUACAGAAUUCUUGGGAAUAUAGUAUAGGGAAGGAAUUGGUGAUAAUUUUGGUUGGAUCACAUGUUUGUUUGGUCCUUUGCCUAAAAAUGGGAGUAGCUUCGUAUGUUUCUAGGAUUUCCUUAUUGUUACUGUUAGUUUUUUCCUUGAGAGAAUGUAUUUAAUUAGAUGGUUGCUUACUAGCAGGUAGUAAGAUUUGAAAUUAAUAAGUUGAGUUUGUUUUUCUUAAGUUACAUAUCUGUUAAAUGUUAUAAAAAUAAUUAGAUAGGAAGUUAGGGUUUGUAUGUGUUUACUCGAGAGGGAGGUUGCAAGUAUCUUUAUACUUUGGAUUAUUUUGUAGUUAUUUCCUUUAUAUUUUAAUAUACUUCAGUUCAUAA
Molecule: messenger RNA, 1376 nt
Organism: Cucumis melo (muskmelon)
Lineage: Eukaryota; Viridiplantae; Streptophyta; Magnoliopsida; Cucurbitales; Cucurbitaceae
Exons: 4
Coding region: 178-939 (253 amino acids)
Molecular function (GO): protein binding
Source: RefSeq, a predicted model, not a curated record